AAGAUCUGCUGCCUUGAGCAUUAGAAGCGCUGAACGACAAGAGCGAGUGACAAGACCUCUCCACUCCACGCCAGAUACAACGUCAAGAGACUACAGAAACCAAAGCAACAGCGGAAAUAAGACGAGGAAAGAAGGAAACGUCUGCUGCUGUUGAACCAGGGACUGCCACUGGAUCACUUUAUACCGGCACAUGUAGCGUCUUGCUCUUGAUGAUAAGCAUAUGCGCAGAAGCCGUUCUCUGGCCCCUAUAGAGAGGUUGCGCUUGGAAGUGUAACUUACGAAACUUUUUGAUAUUUUGUUUUGCCUGUGACGUUUUGGAAUUAGAUUUAUUAAACGUCGACUUUCCGUUAUACUGUGGAUUUUAAAGGAGAAAAAGAAGGCUUAUAUAUAGUGUGGAUUUUAUCCGGUUUCUUUUCUUUAGUACUAUUAUUUUAUUUUACUGUUAUCGCUAUUAUUUAUAUAGUAGCUAGCCUCUUAUAUUUUCUGGAGGAGCGCUACCGCUCAAGACGCCCGUUUUCGUGGAUUCGACGCAGGUGCUUCGGUCCUGAAGCGCAGAAUGGAAUUGUUACUUUGACCCACGAUAUCACGGUUCAUUCAUAUUCAGCAGCUUCGCUUUUGACUGUUUUGAGAGCCAAAGACUGUUCAGUGAACACACCACUGGAAUUACAACCAUGAACUUUGUCGUUUAUUCGAUACAAUUAUUCUUUGUGGCUCUCCUUCAUCUGUCUGCUGUUAAGGCUGCCCACAUACCCAAAGAAGGGAUGAAGGGCAAAAAUGAGGUGAUUCCCUUCAUGGAUGUGUACAAAAAGAGUGCGUGUAAGACGCGAGAGAUGCUGGUAGACAUCAUUCAGGAGUAUCCUGACGAGAUCGAGCACACCUACAUCCCGUCCUGUGUGGUUCUCAUGCGCUGUGCAGGCUGCUGCAACGACGAAGCACUCGAGUGUGUCCCUACAGAGACGCGCAACGUCACCAUGGAGGUACUGCGAGUCAAACAACGUGUAUCGCAGCAUAAUUUUCAACUGAGCUUCACAGAACACACCAAGUGUGAAUGCAGGCCAAAGGUAGAAGUCAAAUCAAAGAAAGAAAAAAAACCCAGAGUGGGGAGGGUUAAAAGCCGAAAGAGAGCAAGAGAGGGAGAUUCGGGCGAUCUCAGCGCCUCGGCUCACCUGCGCUCAAGCAGUAUUUUGCUCUCAAUCAUUGGCUUUAUUUCAGGGCGGCUUGUUUGCUCUUUGUAAUCUCACUUGUCCUGUCGGCUUAAAGCCCCAGUCUGCAUUUACUUGUACUCUAAUUCACACGGCCCGCAAAGAGGAAAGCAACCAAAGGUAAAUAAACAGUGGUUGCAUGGCUGUCUCUGUCAUUAUCGUACUAAUGUCCUGCCACAGCUGGGAUGACGCCACGCUUGUGUGAUCCCUCACCUGUAUUUCGCCCCCUUCAUGUUUCUGAGAUCAGCAGUUGAAUCUCUCUCCUGUAGAUGGGCUUGUCUUUACUGCACUGGAAACAGUGACAUGACUGUGCCAUUUAUUUAAAAUGCAUUUUUAAUACUGGUCUAAUUGAAAAUUUGGUUUAAACCUCUUUUGUUCCGUUCAAGGCAAAAAUAAACAAAAACUAAAUAAACAAUAAAAAUGGUAUUUUGUGUGUGUUGAUGUGCAGAACACAUACUAUUAUUACCUUUUAAUUUAUUUGAUUAUUUUUAUGUGGAUAAAAGAAAAAUAUUAUGCAUAUUUUAAAACAACAUCAUUAUAAAAAUUAAGGUAUUUCAGAGUCUCCUUUAUAUUAAGUCAACUUAAUGAAACAUUGACUAAUAAAAUGUUUUUAUUUUUACUGUAAGUGAAUAUUUUACUUUCAUAUUACAGUUGGUUUUGAUUUUGUUAGUAAUGUUUUUUAUUAGAUUAACCUACAUUAAAUAACCUUUUGGCUGAUUUCUAAAUAAAAUAUAUUGAUUAGGUAUGGUUUGGUCUUUAUGAUAAAUAAACAUUUUACUUUGUGUGAAGGUUUUUGUCUUUGGGAAAAUAUUCAUAUUAAACCAAAAUGUAAGGGUUGAACAAAGCAAAAACAAAUACAUUUGCCUGCUUACGUUUGUUGUUUUUGUUUUUUCAGCGUAGGUGCAAUUACACAAUUAAGAAAGUCACAUUUUAGAACAGAUAAUGUGCCUAUGAAACUGUUUUAGUUCAAAACUGUUAAAGAUUUGUGCUCUGUGUCAAGUUUCUGUAGCUGAACAAACCACUUUAACUUUGCUUUUGCUUCAUACUUCUUUCAUUGGUGUAUAUGUGAAUGUGUGUAUGUGAAUGCACUUGUCUGUCAGUCCAACAACUGUUCUCGUCUGAUUUCACUGUGUCUCAUGUGUGCUCCCUGAUGGAUGAAUGGAUGAAGUCAUUAUUUCCUAUCAUCACACACAAUCUGCCACUAAUGCUACCCAUCUUCAACACAAAGCAAAAAAGGACCCAAAUUUGUGCAAUGAAUGGAGGUGGUGUGUGAUGGUGAGGUGCAUGAGCGUGUGUGUGUGUGUGUGUCUUCAGCUCUCUGCCCAAAUCACUAGUGCUUAGAUGUCUCUCUGUCUCUUCCUUCUGCUUCCCUUGCAGCCACUGUGAGCCUUGCUCAGAGAGAAGAAAGCGCUUGUAUGUGCAGGACCCCCUCACCUGUAAAUGCUCCUGCAAAUUCACACAAUUGCAAUGCAAGUCCAGACGACUUGAGUUAAACGAAAGAACUUGCAG
Messenger RNA from Carassius gibelio (silver crucian carp), 2711 nucleotides. It is a transcript of the gene vegfaa, whose product is annotated as vascular endothelial growth factor Aa. Lineage: Eukaryota; Metazoa; Chordata; Actinopteri; Cypriniformes; Cyprinidae. The record is from RefSeq and is a predicted model, not a curated record. Gene Ontology annotation, cellular component: membrane. The coding region runs from base 672 to 1235 and encodes 187 amino acids. The transcript has 6 exons. Gene Ontology annotation, molecular function: heparin binding; growth factor activity; vascular endothelial growth factor receptor 1 binding. Gene Ontology annotation, biological process: response to hypoxia; vascular endothelial growth factor signaling pathway; sprouting angiogenesis.